AUGGGGCAGGUGCGCCCCCACGACAGACAACACGUGCGGGCGCCGACACAGGUCGGGCGGGCGGGCGUCACCGCUGCACUACGCUGGAUCCGCCAGGCCAUUGCGAGCGAACUGCCGUCGGGCUGCCUGCCGCCUCGGACGUUGCCGCAGCAAGUGCAAACGUGCGGGUGCGCGAGCACCGCUGCCGGCCACCUCGACGCCGAUGGGAAUGAAAAGCAUGGUGCCAGUGACCGCUGUUGGGGCGUGCCAGGUGCUGGAGUUGUUCAACGCCGCUACCACGACAUGUCGACGAGUCAUGGCCUCGGGCCAGUCGCAGCCGCUGCCGCAGGCGUGAGCAUUCGUCCUCAGAAGAUUUUCUUGCCUGAGAUGGAGAACCUUAAGUUCUUCUAUACUACUUCGCUACGAAGAACAGCAUCUUGCCAUCUAUCGUCUGUGUACUGCUGUACUCGUUCUUCUGUGGCCGAACUCAGUGCAAACGUCGCCGGUAAGGCAGUUGUGCCUCUUGUUCUCGGCGCUCUCAGGGAGAGCAGAGUGCGUGAUAACGUGUUAGAAGUGAAUGUAAAAUGA
This is a messenger RNA of Miscanthus lutarioriparius, 567 nucleotides long. Lineage: Eukaryota; Viridiplantae; Streptophyta; Magnoliopsida; Poales; Poaceae. The record is from the annotation of a GenBank genome assembly.